ACCGAACUCACGUCGAAUGAAGCCGAUUUGGAUGACAGGGAAACAGAAACAACUAAACGAGAAAAGUGAUUAUUUUUACUUAUGUUGAGUGGUUCAACUUCCAUUUACUUUGAUCAUAAAUUUUUAUAUAUAUACAGAAGAUACGUUAGCAGUGUUAAUAUCUUCUAGAUUUUAAUACUCUUCAAUAUUUAACACAAUGGGAGACAGUGGUAACGAGGGAGAUGGAGAAAAACAACCACUUCUUGCAAGCGAAAAUACCACCUACAACGGGGAUGUCUCUGGUCAACAAACUACAGUAUCUCCAAUUGGACCAGAUGAGCUACCUCCUCCGUUCUUCCAGCAAUCGGAGGGAGGUGGAGUUCCUAUGGUUACAUGUAGAGUUUGUCAGGCAAUGAUUGAUAUUUCUGGAAAAAGAGAUCAACACGUCGUCAAAUGUACGCAGUGCAAUGAAGCCACACCAAUAAGAAACGCUCCUCCGGGAAAAAAGUAUGUACGCUGUCCCUGCAAUUGUUUGCUUAUAUGCAAAAGUUCCUCGCAGAGGAUUGCUUGUCCCAGACCAAAUUGUAAAAGGAUCAUCAACUUGGCCCCAAGUCCGGUUACACCGCCUGUUCCCACUAUGCCUGGAAUGUGCCGAGUCACUUGCGCACAUUGUCACGAUACUUUCCUGUUUAACACGUUAAAUAACGCAUUGGCCCGAUGUCCCCACUGUCGAAAGAUCUCGUCCGUAGGACCCGACUAUGCAAAAGGUAGAGCCAACAUUUUCCUCAUCCUUUCCGCAGUAUUCCUGAUCAUAGCUAUAGGAGUGACUGCGGGAACAUACUCCUAUGCAAGAACACACAACGGCGUUUAUGUAGCAUACGUCGGCGCAUUCCUAUUAGCUGUGGUAAUGUUUAUUCGUAGCAUGUAUUAUUACUUUAUGAAAGUUAGUAUUAUAGAGGGACCGAUGUAAUUUUUGAGUAGCUGUAGAGGAUUUCGAUUUUUUAGCGGCCUCUGUCUUAUAGAAAAUCAUUUGUUAUUUUAUUUUCAUAAAUAGUUUGGUAGUUGUUGGAUAUUUGUUACAAGUUUAAACGUAUUUUCGAUGCAAUAUUAAAAUUAAUGCUGGCGUCUAUUUAGCCAGAACUAAUACACGAGACAGAUGAUUUGUGAUGUGUGAUAUGUGUGUUGUGAUUUCGAAAACUGUUAGAUUGCCACUGACGAUAAUAGGAUAUUAUUACAGAUUGAAAAAAUUGUCACAAUAUGAUUCCUCUAAGGUUUGAAAUACUAUACGUGUAUGAAUAUAAUAUUGUCGAUUGAAGCUAGAAAACAAUAGUUACAUGAUGAAUUAAACUGCUUAUUUUUUCAAGUGUGCUGAUUCGACUUGUUUCAAAAUCGGGGAUCUAUUUAAAAUUGUAGUAUGGUACGCAAAUCUAAAUGUAGGACUUAUUGCAUCGUUUUCUGUUUAACUGUAACUGUCAAACAUUAGAAACAUUUGAUCCAAAAUAGUCUAAAUAUUCCACAAUUUAUAAUGUGUAGGUACAAACAAUCGACAAAAUAUUGAUAAAAUAUUUUAAAACUUAAUUUUUAUGUUACAUUUUUAUUGUACUUGUACAACUUUUUUGAUUUCAAAUUUGUGAAUUAUUAAAUUUUUGAUUCUUCUAUCACAUUUUAAGGAAAAGAUUUUCGUAUAAGACAGAUAUGACCUUGAAAACUCCACUUUCAACACCAAUGAUUGCUUGAUAACAACAAUGUUUUGUUUUUUUUGUUUUGAAAUCAAUGGAUUGAGUCAGUAUUGGCGUUAAAAUUUGAAAGCGUAAUCGUUUUGUUGAAAGGGGGAAUUUAGUAUAUAGUUUUUUAAUAAUACAGAUAUGUUAACUUUUUUGUAUUUCACCAUAGCUUUUCAAUAAUGCUACUAACUGUAUAACUUUUAAAGUUAAAGAUUUAUUAGGAUUACAAGCUUCUAAUAAAUGUUAGUUCGUGUUUCAUAGAGUUGUAAAGGUCCUUUUGAUUAUCUUUAUUGAUUUUUGUAUUUUUCUUUUUAGAAAAAGUACACAUUUCACUUACGAGCCGGAGAUAAGUACGAAAUGAACAUAUGGGGUUAUAAUCAAUAUGUUUUAAUUAAAAAAUUGUAAUUAAAACAUUUUGCUGAGAGAACAGCGAUAUUAAUAAUAAUUAAUAAGGUCUUAAUUUAAAAAAUUCGUAAUUUUUUGCUGAAGUACAAUGCAGCCAUGAAAUACGGUAAUGAAUUGUUUUGCCAAAGAACUUCUAAGACAAAUAAUAACUUACGAUUUUGGGAAGUUACCUAAACAAAUACAUAUUAUUUUUAAUAAUACAAUAAAUAUGUAGGUAUGUGUAGUUUUUUUGUAGAUCAGCGAAUAAAGAAAUUUUUAAUCACGAAUCCAGGAAAUAGCCACAAUUUUUGUGAAGAGCAUGUGAACCCCACCAACAACGUUUUGGUAAAAAAAAUAUCAUAAGGGAAGUUUUUAAGAUGUAAACUGACUUGCACCUCCUUUCGUUUAAAGGUUUUAAGAGUUUGUUGGUAAAUUAAAACACACACAUUUUACAUAAUACGUGACAUCUGACAUAAUAUGUGACAUUUGACAUAAUACGUGACAUUUGACAUAAAACGUGACAUUAGAAACAUAAAUGUCACGUUUCAUGUCAAAUGUCCAUAAUAUGUCACGUAUGGAAGUCGCUUUGGUCAAAGUGCGCUCAAGUGUCUUAUUAUCUACUUUCAGUUGUAAAAUGAACUGCACUUAAGUCUUAGUCUAGAUCCUUGUAAACUGGUCAAUUGACAAUUCGUAAAUAUAUAUGUUGCGAUUAUAAUAGGCAAUCGAUGUAGUCAGUUUUGGAAAAUCCAGAGCCUUUUCUAAGUCACAAGUGAAUGCGUAGUAAUCAUCUACAUUCUUGGAUUUUUCAGAAUCAUUUUUCAUGGAAGUACGAGCAAGCUCGGCCUUCAUGCUCGACGUUCUCGAAAAUUAUUGAGUUAUUUUUUAUCUGUGGUUAAAUGUUGGUUUAACAGUGCAUUUUCAGGUCAGGGCUGGAUUUCUUUGGCUUUUUAUAUCAAGUUUUUUUUUUGUUUGAUCAAGCUUCAAAUAGAAAGAGUUCUGAGCACUAAAUGAUCCAAAUAUCCAAAAUGAUUAAAAUGCUUUUUCCUGUUAAGUAUUGUAUUUAUAUGGAAUUAAACCACAAUUGAUUGUAAUAAGAAUUACAUUUUACAUUAUUUGUUUUUAAUGUUACGAUUUCCACUUCGGAAAUCGUUUUCAAAAAAAGAUUAUUUUACACAGGAUCGCAGCCAAUGGAGACAGCAAGCCAGUAAUAUUUAGAGUGUCAUCACGCCUUUAUAAGGGCUCGAGGAAUGAGGGAUCUAUCCUUACUAUUACUAUAUCCUGUAAACCAGAGGUGCUCAGACUUGUAGUGUCUGCGAUCCACCACAAAAUAUUUAGAAGACAAGCGAUCGACUACCGACUACUGCAACGAGGCUAAACAUAGAUACUAAAAUACAUAGAUUUAUGAAAAUGUUUUUAAAUACCAAAUGUAAUUAAGGCAUCUAAUCAAGCAUCUAAUACUAAUAUUUGUAAACUAAAAUUUUCCUAACCCACGAAUUUAAGUGCUUCGAUUAAAUUCACAAUCUUUGUGGCAAUGUCUAUCACAUCCUUCGUAGUUAGUAUUUUUUAACAUAGAACUUGCUUUUAAUAAUUCUUCUUUAGCCGAUAUAUCAAGAAAUACCAUCCGCAUGAACAUGCAUAACUGGGCAGUAUCAGUCAUAUCGGUAGACACGUCAAACUGAAAGAAAAGUACAUAGAUUCUAUAAUAUCCCUUUUCAGCUGGGAUUCCAAAUCUGUGCUCAUAAUCUCGAUUCUUCUGAUAAUAGUUCGGCGUGAUAACUGGGCCUCUUCGAUAACAGAUAUGAUCUGUGUUUUAUGUUUUAAGUAAUCAAAUAAUACAUUAGCCCCUUCAAUAAAUGCUUCUUUCACUGAAAAUCAUUUUCAUACUUUUUAUGCACGGUUUUAUAAUACCUUUUUAAGUCCCACGUUUGGGCCAUGCCACUGAAGAUCGACAAACUUAUCCUUAAACAUGACAUAGAAAAAUUCUUUCUCCCAAUCACUAUUAAAAUGAUACUUUUUUCUUUUUUGCAGCACUCAUGCUGCGAUUUAAAUAUUGAUAUUUUAUAGAACUUCUACUUAUAAUAACUUACAGGCUGACAUAAUGCUCCGUUACCUCAGCUCAUUACACACGAGAUAGACAUUCGAGAAGAAUUGGUAACAUUCGCCAAACGUCGCGUGGUCACGUUGCCUCAGAAGCCUGGAAAGUGAAAAUAACUAAAGCUAUAGAACGUUGAUGUGGAAUUGUAUUGUAUGAGAUGUAUAACAAAUAUACAGUGUGUAACUAUUCCUUGAUACUACGACAAAAACUAAUAAUCAACGGAACCGACUUUUGCUCGGUUACGUUAUAUGGUUUCACUGGAAGCUUUGAGCUUGACUUGCUGCAUAUUUAAGCAUAGCUUUGGUGAUUUUAUAUGAUACAUUAUAAAAAUUAUUGGCCUAUGGAUAUGUACUCUACAAUUGCAAUUUUUCAUUGAUGCAAUUACAAAAAACCGACUCUAGACGAGACCGACUGUUGUUCCGCUGUUAGGCUGCACUUCGACUUUAUACUUUUUAUCUCCAUAGUUUGGUUGGCUUGUUGUAUGUCUAGAUUUAGUUUUUUUUUAUUAAUUGUAAAUGGUGAUUUAUAAAAAUUAUUAACAAUCUGUAUUUAACUCGUGAUUUUCUUUCUAUAUAAUUAUAUAUAUUUAAAAAUAUACAGCUGUAUCUUAGAACUAGAAUAAAUAUAUAAAAAUACGAGGAAGAAAAAUCUGUGAUACGCUCUUAAAACAUGAAAAUAUUAACUUGAAUCACUAGGUAAUAUAUCAUAUAAAGGUUUUCAGGGCCUCAAUUUUGAUUUGUCAAAUUGUGUGCCUCAUAUUCGAAGCAGCAUUUAUUUUUAAGUUAGUAACAAACCUGUGAGUUUAGCACUCUUUUGAAAAUUUGGACUUUGUAUUCCCUUUUGUUUUAGUUCUCCUAAAUGAUAAUAUUCUCUAAUAUCCAUGCUUCAGAAUUAUAGGAUAUUUUUUUACUACGCUUUAGUAUCAUAUUGGUCUAAAUAGCUUAAUAUAACAUUCUUAUAUUACCUUCUGAUGAUUAUUUUUAUUGUGAACCUAGAAAAAAAUUAACCGUUUCUCAAUAGUGUUUAAAUUUUGUGAUACUUCUAAAAGCGGUCUACAACUUUUUUCUUCCUCACCUUCGUAUAUUAAGUUUCGCAAGCUUAAGUUAUAAAAUUAACAUUCAAAAUCAAAUCUGUAGAAUAAAGAAAUGUGAAUAGAAACAAAUAUAUUACUUAUUUUAAUUUAAUAUUAAGAAUUUCUCAUAUUAUUGUAUGUAAUGAUUGAUUUUGUGCUAUGUGUAUAUUUUGUUGGACAUUCUUUUUAUAAAAAAUUAUGUAGUUUUCGUCAUGGAAACUAGUUUUAGAGCUAUGAAAAGGGAACUUUGUGUACAUACUAAAUUUUAUUCAUUAUUUUUGUAAUAAAUUGUCUUCCAUAAAACACCGGAAGCCGAAACGUC
Molecule: messenger RNA, 5576 nt
Organism: Diabrotica balteata
Lineage: Eukaryota; Metazoa; Arthropoda; Insecta; Coleoptera; Chrysomelidae
Source: the annotation of a GenBank genome assembly